Synchiropus splendidus (mandarinfish) is the source of this 1136-nucleotide messenger RNA. RefSeq names its product RNA-binding protein with serine-rich domain 1-like. Gene Ontology annotation, cellular component: ASAP complex; nucleoplasm; cytoplasm. Gene Ontology annotation, biological process: mRNA splicing, via spliceosome. The record is from RefSeq and is a predicted model, not a curated record. Bases 53 to 895 code for a protein of 280 amino acids. Gene Ontology annotation, molecular function: RNA binding. Lineage: Eukaryota; Metazoa; Chordata; Actinopteri; Syngnathiformes; Callionymidae. The transcript has 7 exons.
ACUACGCGACUUUCAUACCAGGCUGCGUCCGCGUCGUUCCUCAGUCAAAGAAAUGGCCCCAUCACCGACAAAGCGGAAAGAGGAGGAGAAAAAAGACCGAACUAAGGAAAAAAGUAAUGCAAAGGAGGGCGACAAAGAAAGAGGACGGGAAAAAGUCCGAAAAAGACGCAGUGCUUCUUCUGGCAGCAGCAGCAGCCGGUCCAGAUCAAGCUCCAGUUCGAGCAGCAGCUCUGGCUCCAGCUCAGGCUCCUCAAGUGGAUCUAGUUCAUCUGGAUCCAGUCACUCUGGAUCCUCCAGCUCCCGCUCAUCCUCCUCUUCCAGCUCCUCUGCAUCUCCGAGUCCCAGUCGCAGGCGCCAUGACAACCGCCGCCGAUCCCGCUCAGCCUCCAAAACACAAAAGAAGGGAGAUGAAAAGGAGCGCAGAAAAAGAAGCCCGAGUCCAAAACCAACAAAGAUUAACCUGGGUCGGCUGACCCGGAAUGUCACUAAGGAACAUGUGCAGGAGAUUUUUGCCACAUAUGGCAAAAUAAAAAAUGUUGAAGUGCCCAUCGACCGGUUCUUCACGCACAUGUCCAGAGGCUAUGCCUAUGUGGAGUUUGAGGUGCCGGAAGAUGCGCAAAAAGCCAUCAAAUACAUGGAUGGAGGCCAAAUCGACGGACAGGAAAUCACUGUAUGUCCUGUGCUGACUCCGCGAGUCAGACAACCCCCUCGUCGCCCCUCUCCUCCCCCUCGCCGGAUGCCUCCACCACCACCCAUGUGGCGUCGUAGUCCGCCCCGCAUGAGACGAAGGUCUCGUUCCCCUCGAAGGCGCUCUCCUCCGCGUCGUCGUUCCCGCUCCAGGUCCCCCGGCCGCAGGCGCCACCGCUCUCGUUCCAGUUCUAACUCCUCCAGAUAGAAGCCCCAGUGAGGAUUACUUUUAAAGGGCCAGAGGAGUUUGUGAUCCCAUGAUGAAACGCGAUGUAUCUGCUCGUAGGAUAGUUUCCCUAUUUUGCCCCGAAAUGUUCUUUUGAUUUCAUGUUGUUAUUUUUGUCCAUGAUCAGUUUUGGCUCUACUCUUGUUCUGACCAGUCAAUUUUUAUUCAAACGUUUUUAAUUUUGAGAAAAACCAAAUAAAAAAAAUCAACAGAAACUGUCUGC